AUGAAAGCCCUGGACCAUUAUGUCCCUGGUGAAGAUGAGGGGGAAAAGGCAGGAGGAGCAAAUCAAGAAUCGUCCAUAAAGCUGGAAACGAAUCACCCGAUGGUCAAACAAGAGAAAACCAAACUUCUUCCUUCAAAGCCUGAUGUUUCUCCCGUCUUCCCAGCGAACGGUGUACUAGUCAAAGAAUCCUUUCAGUCAGCAGAGGAUUCGAUCGGCGGAGGGCUUAAGAAAGAUUCUACUUUUCGAAACGACGAUGUUUCGCUUCGUUCUGUUCCAGAUACCUGUUUUUCGCGCAUUCCUUCUUUAUCACUCCUCGAUAGCAUAAGCUGCUUUCCAGGACAUGAGGAGAGUUUCUCUGCAUUCCCUCCUGCCUGGCAAGAGCCUUCUGCAGCCUGGCCCUUUAGCCACGCAGACUCCCCAGGAAUUCAAAACAGUGACUGGCUGACACAGCUGAAUCUGACAAUUUUAGACAAUGGUGGGGUCACAACAGGCAUGGCAUCCUCUUCGCUCCAAGACUUGUCCGACAUUCAGAAUAGCAGUGUGCUCGAUUCUUCCAUGUCCUUCCUCGACCUUCUGCGGUUCUACUUUGACAACUACGGAGAUCCUUCAGACUACACGCGAGCCAAUCUAAUAUCCUCUUUGUUUCCUGCGCGGUUCCUUCACUGCAGGAGAAGCAAUUGCUGGAGCGCGCUGCGCAGAUUCAAGUGAAGGCGGGGAAGUGCGAUGUCCUGUUCAAGAUGCUCGAUUCGUUCAACCAGAACUCGAUCCAUGUGACGGUGACGUGGAAGCUCAUGCAUAACGUGGGAAG
Messenger RNA from Blastocystis hominis, 808 nucleotides. RefSeq lists its product as hypothetical. NCBI's taxonomy places the organism in Eukaryota, Bigyra, Opalinata, Blastocystidae. The coding region runs from base 1 to 708 and encodes 235 amino acids. The record is from RefSeq and is a predicted model, not a curated record. The transcript is spliced from 2 exons.